AGGUGCCCACGACGACCGUCUCUGCUACCACUAGCGUUACAGCCACGUACACCACGUCAACAUCGGCGUCAUCGUCGUCCACGUGGAGUAGCUCUGCAACGCAGGUCUCCACUUCCACCACGUCCAUGAGAUUGGCACCAACGAAUUUCAUCGAGCUGGAGCCAGCAGUAGAUGUGUCGCCGACCACGCCAAGCAGCCCCACCACGCAGCCGGAUCAAGCGCUGACAAGUGCUGCAGGCGAUGCGGAUCUAUCGGAAGACCCUGCAGACUCGUUGAUUCCAAUCCUGGUGCCCACGGUCACGUGUUUCCUCGCGGUCCUCGCGGGUCUCGGCUUUUUCUGCUACAGAGAUUACAGGGCGAGGAAGACAAGGAUGCCUCAAGGUGCUGCUGCCGGAGCAGAAGUUACCUUCUCCAAUCCGUGGCAUGGGAUGUCACUACCAGCGCUUCCAGCAGCGGUCAGACCACUCAUCUUUGCAUGGGACGCCAGGAUGACUGCGGAGUGGCCUCGGGGUAAGGUCCUCAACCUCACGGUUGAAAGACAUGAAUUUGAGGCCAAGGGAAGGCAAUAUUCCCUUGAACGCCCUGAGAGCCGUGGAUCUCUGCAAUUCUCUUGGGAAGAUGGAACCGUUCAAAAGGUGGACAGCAUUCAACGGAACGUCGUGGUGUGGAGCACGCAGGAAACUCGUCCUGCAUGGCAGCACUUCAGGUGGAUCUGCACUCCGCAAUGCCCUGUGCAAGGCCAUCACGACAUGGAAGUUCAGUCGGACAGAUACAGAUGCAACUCGUGUUCGCGUUCGCAAGCAGCGGAAAAGCACUGGUGUUGUCCAGCGCACGAGGUGCAUCUGUGCCCAAGCUGUGCUGAGCUGCCACCGGAAGCGCCCACCUUGGGUGUGGCUGCCUACUUUUUGCUCCGUCUUUUCCCAUCUCUGGCCAGGAGUGCCACUGCCCUAGACAACCCAAAUUUCUACGAGAUUUGCCCACACUUGGCGCAUGGCAACACUGGCUUGGGCUUCAACAAGACAUGCCCAAGAGACGGGCAACCAAACUGUAGCGUCGUGGAUGCCUUGGAUGAUUCGCACAGUGGAAAAGUGACGCACUUUGUAUCAUGGUGUUGGGCCUACACCUUGGACAACGUGGUCACAGCUGUGGACCGUUGGUUGCAAAAGUCGGAAGCAGAUCCAGCAGAUGUAUUUCUGUGGAUCUGCUUCUUUUGCAACAACCAAUAUCGUAUCAUGCAAGAGGUAUGCAUCCAACAAAACUUCUCGAUGGAAGUGAUCCUUCCCAAUUCGGCGCAGGAAUGUUUCCGACAUGCCUUGUCGGCUGGUGAUGCCGGGCUUCGUGAGCUCACCCAAGCCGUUGCAUCUUUAGACGUUCGAGAUGCGAAGGCUCAUCAACGCGCCGAUGAGGAUUCGAUCAAGAAAUUGAUCCUCAACGACAUCGGCUUCGACGCGGUGAACCAUGCAGUGCGUUCGAGAUUGGUGGAGGAAUUCAAGUCACUGUGUCCAGGCUGCAAUUUUGGUCGGUUUGUUUCAGUCGAUGUGGUCAUCGUUGUGGUUCGUGGUGAGAAAAGCCACCGAUAG
Molecule: messenger RNA, 1580 nt
Organism: Cladocopium goreaui
Lineage: Eukaryota; Dinophyceae; Suessiales; Symbiodiniaceae
Source: the annotation of a GenBank genome assembly